UCACAAGACUCGCCGCCGCCGCAGUCAGCUGAUCAUCUACCUGCUGUUCAGUUGUUUUAUGUUGCUGGCCGCCUUCACGCGCAUUGCGAAAGUAGGUCUUGCUGAGGGUGUUCAAACUAUACGAAAAAAAAAAGUUGCGAAUCGUCGAAGAUGGCCCAGGAUCCCAAACUGAAGGAGAUCAUGACAUCGUUGGACGACGAUAAAAUCGAUAUGCUCGCUGCAACCAGUGUGCUCCAGCAGAGGGCCACAGACAUCCGAUCCCAGCAUGUCAACUGGCAGAGCUACCUCCAAUCGCAGAUGAUCUCCCAGGAGGACUACAAAUUCAUCGUGGCCUUUGACACCACUGAUAAUUCGCAGAGGGAACACCUCCUGAAAUCCGACAAGCUGCAAUGCGCCAAGACCUUCCUCAACCUGCUCGGUCACGUCUCCAAGGACCAAACGUUGCAAUACAUCCUGGUCCUCGUCGACGAUAUGAUCCAGGAGGAUCGCACCCGCGUUGAACUCUUCCACGAGUACGCCACCAAGAACAAGGAGUCGGUUUGGGGUCCGUUCCUGAAUCUGUUGAACCGUCAGGACGGUUUCAUCACCAACAUGACCUCGAGGAUCAUCGCGAAGAUCGCUUGCUGGGCCCAAACGCCCAUGGAACGCUCCGACCUGCACUUCUACUUGACCUGGCUCAAAGAUCAGCUCAAGAUGCAGUACGACGAGCUGAAGGCUAUCUAUGACAUCCGCGGAGACUUCUCCAAAGGCGAACCCCUGGAGCUCUACACUGAAGUGUCUUUCAGCAUCGACGACCAAAGGGGCGAAACUGAACUCUCGAACAACGAGUACAUCCAAUCGGUGGCCAGAUGUCUGCAGAUGAUGCUGCGCAUCGACGACUAUCGCUUCGCGUUCGUCUCCGUGGACGGCAUCUCCACCCUGCUGUCCGUCCUCUCCGGCCGCGUCAACUUCCAGGUGCAGUAUCAGCUGAUCUUCUGCCUGUGGGUGCUGACCUUCAACCCGCUGCUGGCCGAGAAGAUGAACAAGUUCAACGUCAUUCCGAUCCUCGCCGACAUCCUCAGCGAUUCGGUCAAGGAGAAGGUGACGAGGAUCAUCCUGGCCGUCUUCCGUAAUCUCAUCGAGAAGCCCGAGGACGGUCAGGUGUCCAAGGAGCACUGCAUCGCGAUGGUACAGUGCAAAGUUCUUAAGCAGCUCGCCAUCCUCGAGCAGAGGAAGUUCGACGAUGAGGACGUGUCCGCAGACGUUCUCUUCCUCACCGAGAAACUGCAAUCAUCCGUGCAGGAUCUCAGCAGCUUCGACGAGUACGCCACCGAGGUCAAGUCGGGAAGGUUGGAAUGGUCGCCCGUGCACAAGAGCAAGUUCUGGCGCGAGAACGCUCAGCGUCUCAACGAGAAGAACUUUGAGUUGCUGAGGAUCCUUAUCCAUCUGCUGGAGACCAGCAAGGACCCCUUGGUGCUCUCCGUUGCCAGCUUCGAUAUCGGCGAAUACGUGCGCCACUACCCCAGGGGAAAACACGUGAUCGAGCAGUUGGGCGGAAAACAGCUGGUCAUGCAACUCCUCGCCCACGAGGAUCCUAACGUCAGGUACGAGGCUCUGUUGGCCGUGCAGAAGUUGAUGGUUCACAAUUGGGAGUAUCUGGGCAGACAGCUGGAGAAGGAUCACAGCGAUGCGAAGCCGGGCAACAUGUCCAUCUCCGGAAAGGCCUAAAAGUGCUUUCAAUGC
Nicrophorus vespilloides is the source of this 1722-nucleotide messenger RNA. RefSeq names its product V-type proton ATPase subunit H (gene VhaSFD). NCBI's taxonomy places the organism in Eukaryota, Metazoa, Arthropoda, Insecta, Coleoptera, Silphidae. The record is from RefSeq and is a predicted model, not a curated record. The transcript is spliced from 9 exons. Gene Ontology annotation, molecular function: proton-transporting ATPase activity, rotational mechanism; protein binding. Gene Ontology annotation, cellular component: vacuolar proton-transporting V-type ATPase, V1 domain; lysosomal membrane. Gene Ontology annotation, biological process: proton transmembrane transport. The coding region runs from base 151 to 1707 and encodes 518 amino acids.